AUGUCCACGCCUUACAGCUCCAGCCAGAAGGCUGUCAGGCGGUUGCACGCCACGGCGCAGCACCUCAAGCCCGCCGCGGCUGCUGCUCAGAGCUACCCCACAACCCACGAGCGCAUCCAGUCGCCGCCCGACACGCAGAACUUCCUCGACAACAAGUUUGUUGCCUCAAACGCCUCGCAAUGGAUCGACCUGCACGACCCCGCGACCAACAACCUCGUCACCCGCGUGCCGCAGAGCACCGACGAGGAGCUCACUGCUGCGGUUGACAGCGCGGAGAAAGCGUUCAAGAGCUGGAGUCAGACCAGCUUGCUCGCGAGGCAGAGCAUCAUGUUUAAAUAUACGCAUCUGAUCCGAGAGAACUGGGACAGGCUUGCGGCGAGCAUCACGCUCGAGCAGGGCAAGACGUUUGCCGAUGCGCGCGGCGAUGUCCUGCGUGGGCUGCAGGUCGCGGAAACGGCGUGCGGUAUCACGACGCAGAUGACUGGCGAGGUGCUCGAGGUCGCUAAGGACAUGGAGACCAGGAGCUACAGGGAGCCAUUGGGCGUUGUAUCCGCGAUCUGCCCAUUCAACUUCCCCGCCAUGAUUCCCCUCUGGUGCAUCCCCAUCGCCACCGUCACCGGCAACACCAUCGUCGUGAAGCCCUCUGAGCGCGACCCCGGCGCGUGCAUGAUCCUCGCCGAGCUCGCAGAAAAGGCCGGCUUCCCCCCCGGCGUCAUCAAUAUCGUGCACGGCUCGGCGAAGACGGUCGACUUCAUCAUCGACGAGCCGCGCAUCAAGGCCAUCAGCUUCGUUGGCAGCAACAAGGCCGGCGAGUACAUCUACACGCGCGGCUCCGCCAACGGCAAGCGUGUCCAGGCCAACCUCGGCGCAAAGAACCACGCCGCCGUUCUGCCCGACUGCAACAAGAACCACGCGCUGAACGCCAUUGCGGGUGCGGCGUUCGGUGCUGCUGGCCAGCGCUGCAUGGCGCUCAGCACGCUCGUUAUGAUUGGGGAGACCAAAGAUUGGGUCCCUGAGAUUGCGGAGCGCGCGAAGGACAUCAAGAUGGACGGUGGGUUUGAGGAGGGCGCGGACUUGGGCCCCGUCAUCUCGCCCGAGAGCAAGAAGCGCAUUGAAGACCUCAUUGCCAGCGCGGAGGAGGAGGGCGCGACCAUCCUUCUAGACGGGCGCGGCCAGAAACCCGAGAAGUACCCCAAAGGCAACUGGGUCGGCCCCACCAUCAUCGCCAAUGUAAAACCGCACAUGCGGUGCUACAAGGAAGAAAUCUUCGGCCCGGUGCUCGUCUGCCUCAACGUCGACACCAUCGACGAAGCCAUCGACCUCAUCAACGCAAACGAGUACGGCAACGGCACUGCCAUCUUCACGCGCUCUGGGUCCACGGCUACGCGCUUCCAGAAGGAGGUCGAGGCGGGCCAGAUCGGGAUCAAUGUGCCGAUUCCUGUGCCGCUCCCCAUGUUCUCCUUCACCGGCAACAAGAAGUCCAUCGCCGGCGGCGGCGCGAAUACGUUCUACGGCAAGCCCGGGCUGCAGUUCUACACGCAGCAGAAGACGGUGACGAGUCUGUGGCGGAGCGAGGACGCCGUUGCGACUAAGGCGAGUGUGAACAUGCCGACGCACAGCUAG
Messenger RNA from Paraphaeosphaeria sporulosa, 1623 nucleotides. Its product is annotated as Methylmalonate-semialdehyde dehydrogenase. Gene Ontology annotation, molecular function: malonate-semialdehyde dehydrogenase (acetylating, [NAD(P)+]) activity; methylmalonate-semialdehyde dehydrogenase (acylating, NAD+) activity. Gene Ontology annotation, cellular component: mitochondrion. The record is from RefSeq and is a predicted model, not a curated record. NCBI's taxonomy places the organism in Eukaryota, Fungi, Ascomycota, Dothideomycetes, Pleosporales, Didymosphaeriaceae. The transcript has 4 exons. Bases 1 to 1623 code for a protein of 540 amino acids. Gene Ontology annotation, biological process: thymine catabolic process; L-valine catabolic process.